Messenger RNA from Telopea speciosissima, 1185 nucleotides. RefSeq names its product polygalacturonase-like. Gene Ontology annotation, molecular function: polygalacturonase activity. The record is from RefSeq and is a predicted model, not a curated record. The transcript is spliced from 4 exons. Gene Ontology annotation, biological process: carbohydrate metabolic process. NCBI's taxonomy places the organism in Eukaryota, Viridiplantae, Streptophyta, Magnoliopsida, Proteales, Proteaceae. The coding region runs from base 1 to 1185 and encodes 394 amino acids.
AUGGCAAGAUUCAUUUCCUCAGCUCUCUUCUUAACCCUUUACCUCCUCUUACUAUCAUCAACAAAUGCUAUUGAUAUCAAUGUCAUCACUGAUUUUGGGGCAAUAGGGGAUGGCAUAACAGAUGUGAACCAUGCUUUUUUAUCAGCUUGGGAAGCUGCCUGCAAAUCAUCAGAGGCAUCGACGAUACAUGUACCACGUAAGGGUCGGUUCUUUCUUAGUCCAAUUGUGUUCCAAGGUCCAUGCAAUAACUCGAAGAUCACAUUUCGAAUGGACGGAAUCGUUGUUGCUCCUGACUACAAGAAGAUGCCAAGUUCUGAUAAUUGGAUUAUGUUCUAUGGUGUCGACGGGGUGUCCAUCAUUGGAAGUGGAUAUCUUGAUGGCCAAGGCACCACCUUGUGGGCAUGCAAAGCCGCUGUGAAUACGAAUUGUCCCACCGGUGCAGCGUCACUUGCGUUCUAUAGCUCGAAAGACAUAUUAGUGCAAAAUGUGAAAUCGACCAAUGCGAAGCUCUUCCACAUUGUCGUGUAUUCAUCCCAAAACGUAGCAAUUCAAGGAGUGAACAUCAAUGCCCCAGGUGAUAGUCCAAACACAGAUGGUAUACAUGUCCAAGAUUCAGUUAAUAUUCAAGUAUUCAAUGCGAGCAUCAAAACCGGAGAUGAUUGCAUUUCGAUCGGACCGGGCACACAAAAUAUGACAAUACAACGUAUUGCAUGUGGUCCUGGACAUGGUAUAAGCAUUGGGAGUUUGGGGUCGGGAGAAGAAGAAGAAAUAGUGCAAAAUGUGGUGGUGAAGAGUGUAGUUUUCAAUGGAACUCAAAAUGGGCUAAGGAUCAAAGCUUGGGGAAAGCCUAGUAAUGGAUUUGUGAAAGGAAUAGUUUUUAAGCAAGUUGUGAUGAAAAAUGUCCAAAACCCAAUUGUUAUUGAUCAAAACUAUUGCCCUCAUAACACAGGUUGCCCUAAUCAGAAUUCUGGAAUACAAAUAAGUGGAGUGACAUACACAAACAUAGUAGGGACAUCAGCAACUGAAGUAGUCAUGUUCUUCAAUUGUAGUGCAACCUCACCAUGUAAAGGGAUCGGUUUGCAAGAUAUAAAGCUCACUUACAUUAAUCAUCAACCUGCACAAUCCUUCUGCAAGAAUGUACAUGGAAACGCUGCUGGUGUAGUCUCUCCACCAAGUUGUCUUUAG